AGAAGGAAAGUAAGCCGGAUAGCUCAUAUUUUUGGAACCAUUUCUCACCAAAUGGAAUAAUUCCAGUGAUAAAGUGGGAGUGAGGAAGAAAGAAAAAAAAACUUCUAAUCAUAAUGUUUGGGAAUAAGAAAGAGGAAACUCACGUCAAAGUCGACUUUCUCCUGCGGGUGCAAAAUAAAGGCUUAAGACUGCUCCUGCUGAAACUUUGGGAAGGAAAACGGGAGCUGGCGGGUGGGCUUUGCCUGCCACUCCGCUCUCCCUCGCGGCGCGGGCGCGGCUGGGUUCAGCACCUCGGAAAGCGCCCCUCGCGGCGCCCCGGGAUUACGCAUGCUCCUUGGGGCCCGCCGCCUCGGCCGUGCAAGUGCCACUGCAACUGGUGAGCACCGCUGGCAACCCACCCGGAGUUGACAACCGCAGAAAGACGCAGACACCCACUGACCUCCAGGCAACAGAGCGAGGUGGGUGCAACUCUACGAUCUCUUUCUCUCCAAGGACGGAAACCUCAUCCAAGCAGUCCCAGAGGAAACCGACACAGGUAUUUGAAAGGGAGCAAGCGGCCCCAAAUCGCAAAAUUGAGCGACUGUGGGAGUUAUGCGCCAAUGCCCCAGUGACCGCGGGACACGGAGAGGGGAAGUCUGCGUUGUACAUAAGGACCUAGGGACUCCGAGCUUGGCCUGAGAACCCUUGGACGCCGAGUGCUUCCCUUAUGGGCUGCGCUCCUCAACUCUGCUCCAAAGCAGCCGCUGAGCUCAACUUCUGCGUCCAGGGCGGUUCGCUGCGCGGCAGGACGCGCUUAGUACCCAGUUCCUGGGCUCUCUCUUCAGCAGCUACUUUGAAAGCUCCCAAGCACGUCCCGCAGGCUAGCCUGGGAACAACACCGGCGUAAACCGUCCCCAGAACGCGACCUAGAGGUACCUGCGCAUGCAGAUGGCCGAUGCAGCCGCGAUAGCCACCAUGAAUAAGGCAGCAGGCGGGGACAAGCUAGCAGAACUCUUCAGUCUGGUCCCGGACCUUCUGGAGGGGGCCAACACGAGUGGUAACGCGUCGCUGCAGCUUCCGGACUUGUGGUGGGAGCUGGGGCUGGAGUUGCCGGACGGCGCGCCGCCAGGACAUCCUCCGGGCAGCGGCGGGGCAGAGAGCGUGGACACCGAGUCCCGGGUGCGGAUUCUUAUCAGCGUGGUGUACUGGGUGGUGUGCGCCCUGGGGUUGGCGGGCAACCUGCUGGUGCUCUACCUGAUGAAGAACAUGCAGGGCUGGCGCAAGUCCUCUAUCAACCUUUUCGUCACCAACCUGGCACUGACGGACUUUCAGUUUGUGCUCACCCUGCCCUUCUGGGCGGUGGAGAACGCUCUUGACUUCAAAUGGCCCUUCGGCAAGGCCAUGUGUAAGAUCGUGUCCAUGGUAACGUCCAUGAACAUGUACGCCAGCGUCUUCUUCCUCACUGCCAUGAGUGUGACACGCUACCACUCGGUGGCCUGGGCUCUGAAGAGCCACCGGACGCGAGGACACGGCCAGGGCGACUGCUGCGGCCGGAGCCUGGGGGACAGCUGCUGCUUCUCGGCCAAGGCGCUGUGUGUGUGCAUCUGGGCUUUGGCCACGCUCUCCUCGCUGCCCAAUGCCAUUUUCUCCACCACGGUCAAGGUGAUGGGCGAGGAGCUGUGCCUGGUGCGCUUCCCGGACAAGUUGCUGGGCCGCGACAGGCAGUUCUGGCUGGGCCUCUACCACUUGCAGAAGGUGCUGUUGGGCUUCGUGCUGCCGCUGGGCAUCAUUAGCCUGUGCUACCUGCUGCUGGUGCGCUUCAUCUCCGACCGCCGCGUGGCAGGGCCCGAAGGGGGGGACGCGGUAGCCAGAGUAGGCCCGGUCGGAGCCAGCGCCCGGAGACUGUCGAAGGUGACCAAAUCAGUGACCAUCGUUGUCCUGUCCUUCUUCUUGUGUUGGCUGCCCAACCAGGCGCUCACCACCUGGAGCAUCCUCAUCAAGUUCAAUGCAGUGCCCUUCAGCCAGGAGUAUUUCCUGUGCCAGGUAUACGCGUUCCCUGUGAGCGUGUGCCUGGCGCACUCCAACAGCUGCCUCAACCCCAUCCUCUACUGCCUGGUGCGCCGCGAGUUCCGCAAGGCGCUCAAGAGCCUGCUGUGGCGCAUCGCGUCUCCUUCGCUUACCAGCAUGCGCCCCUUCGCCGCCACUACCAAGCCGGAGCCCGAGGAUCAGGGGCUGCAGGCCCUGGCGCCACUCCGCGCGGCCACGGAGCCAGACCUGCUCUACUACCCGCCUGGCGUCGUGGUCUACAGCGGGGGGCGCUACGACCUGCUGCCCAGCAGCUCUGCCUACUGACGCGGGCCUCAGGCCCAGGGCACGCCGUCGGGGCAAAGUGGCCUUCCCUGGGCGGUGAAGGAGGGGAACGGAUUAAGGAGGAUUUGGGGCAGAGUCGGGCGUGGGGGAAGCAUUUAAGAAGUAGGUGAGAGGAGGAUGGACAGAGCAUGGAGGAGGAGCCUGUGGAUAGGCCGGAGGACUUUCUCUGGAGAGGGGAUGCUUCGAAAUCAGGUGGAGAGAGGAAGCUGGCAAAGGGGCAGAGAUGAGCCCCACAGGCCAGACCGCCAACCUCCGCUCCGCACCCCACAGCCUCUCCUUACUCUUACCACGCUGGGCAGUGUGAAGGCGCCCAGAAGCGGAGAGAAGCAGCAAAAACGUAGAGAAAUUGGCACAGGGAGCGGGGCUUAGCCAAAUGAUGCGCAGACAAUUGUGCCGGUUUAUUCCUGCGACUUCUGCGGAGAGUGCAGCCGCCGCCACAAAGUCUCCUUUGCGCCUUGGCUAAUGAGAUUGCAGCAACCCCAAGGUCCUACUUGCUGCGGGGCUGCCCCAGGAAUCUAGAGCUAGGAAGCAAGACACGUUUUUGGAGUUAAGAAAGAGAACUGACCAUCCUGAUGCGUCCCCAGGAGAAACGGCAAAGGAAAGCCACCUCCCAUGGAGUCAUUAUGACGAUUAUCAUUCUGGACUGGGCCAGCGGGAACACACUGAGCCCGACCUAGCUGCAUAGCCCCGGAGCUCAGACGUUAGCAGGGGGAUAACACCUGUCACCAGCUUGGGAGAGCGAUUCUCUGAGGAGUGGCGUCACUGAGGGAGGGAGCGGACGCAGUGUAAUUAGAAGGGCUGGUUAAGGAAAUUUAUUCAGGUUGCUGCCCCAAAAGGUAAAAGGGGGCUCAUAUGCUCACGUGGUAGCAGCAUUGGAAGUGGAGCGCUGGAGCGUUGCGAGGAGGAAGCCCGGGCGCUCCAGUUCCUCUGAGAGCAGGCUGGGUGCCUGUAGGCACUCUGGUCUGCGUGCUGCCGGUGAGCUGGGCCCAGAGGCAUCUUGAAGAGCUCUACUGGGAAGAGUGGGGGCACUUCUGCAUUUCCUCCCUUCCCACGCUUUGCGAAUCAAGCUGUUCCUUUGAUUGAGGCCCUGGACCAGCGAGUAGAGGGAUGGUU
Molecule: messenger RNA, 3462 nt
Organism: Chlorocebus sabaeus (green monkey)
Lineage: Eukaryota; Metazoa; Chordata; Mammalia; Primates; Cercopithecidae
Gene: RXFP3
Product: relaxin family peptide receptor 3
Biological process (GO): positive regulation of cytosolic calcium ion concentration; calcium-mediated signaling; immune response
Cellular component (GO): membrane; external side of plasma membrane
Molecular function (GO): C-C chemokine binding; C-C chemokine receptor activity
Source: RefSeq, a predicted model, not a curated record